AUGGAGAAGGAAUCUCCUGUCGUCAGACUCAGUGUGAUGUUCAGCCCCAAUCUGGACAGUGAAAGAGUUGACGGCUCCAGCCCUUCCCCACCUGCUGCUGAAUCCCUGAAGAAGCAGAAUGUGGCAAUCCAUUCUCCGCAACAGAGCCCUGACAUGAUGGAAAAUCCACGAACACUGCUCAUGCUGCUGCGCCAGAGGGACCUGGAAAUCAUGGCACUGAAAAAUGCUAACCGGAGAGAUCCAUCAGAACGGCUUGGCUGUAUUUUGCAGGAACUUGUGAAGACAAGGCAAAAACUGCCACCUAGGAGGAGCCCAAAGGAAGAAGGUCUUCAAGCAGAAGUUGACCAGCUGAGUGAUGAACUGAAGACUAUCAAGAAGAGCCAUGAGAAGGAGAUAAAAGUGAUGGAAGAUAAACUUGCAAAGACAAAAAUGCAGGUUAUGUAUUUGCAAAAGGAAGCAAGAACCCCCUCAAGAAAGAUGGAUGACGAAUCAGACACCGAGUCUAGCACUUCAUUGGAUGAAGGGGCCAAAUUAGCAUGCGAGUGCUUCGAGCUCUGGUCGGAGACAGGAACAAAGGUAACAUCAGAAACAAGUGAUCUACGGCUUCGGAGAAUUCCAAAGCACACAAGCUUUGUUGAUGCUUUUCAUAAGUUUGGAAGUAUUUCGCUGAGUGAAGAGGAAAAAGAUGAAAUAAUCCUGAAAUUAGAGAAGGCACACAUUUGUGCACUGGAUGGAAGCUCACAGGAAAGUUCACCUUCUGAACCAUCCUCGUUAGCUGUCCUCACCUCUCAGAAAUCAGACAUCUUUUCAGCGCCUGACACCAAAACGAUAGAAUCGUCUUCCUUCAAUACGGCACCAUCUUCAGAGAAAAUGCCCAUGGCGAAAAGUAAUCUAAAGUCUGACUUUCAGCUACAGUGUUUUUUCCUGGAAGUUUUCAUUAGUUUUUCAUUAGUUUUCAUUCAUAUGCCAUAUGAGUAUAUUAUGUUUCAACUUUUGAAAGCUCUUUCCCUGGAUCAUUGGAGCCUUGCACAGUCUGGUCUCACUCUUGGACAGCUGUCAGAGGAAGAAAUGUACGCCCACUUUUUGGCCUGCCCCUUCGUAGAAGAAUGCAGGAGAUGCCAUAUUGGUUCAGGACCGUUAAGGAUUGUGAGUGUACAUAAUACGGGCAAAUUUGUCCGAAUCUUCAAUACAUUAUUGAACAAGGAAAUAGAUUUAAGUGGCUACGUCAUCCAGCAGUGGGUUAAAGACUUCCCAGUGUCUGUCUAUCGUUUCCCGAAUGGCACCAUUCUGCCUGCACAGCAUCACAUCACAGUGUGGGCUGCAGGGGCCAACCUUGCUCAUGAGCAAGCUUCAAACAUGCCACUAAGCGGGCCAAAUUUUUUCAGGACGGGUCCAGAAUGCACAACCUGCCUCUAUGACCACCAUGGCCAGACUAUCUCACAAUAUAGAGGUCCUCAGCACUUCAUGGCAGCUGCAGAUGCCUAUAGCGAUAAUGUGGACCUUUCAGUGGACAAAUUUCCACUCAGUGAAGAUGAUGAAACUUUUGAGUCCUUGCCCUCGAGGCCAGAGGUAGCUUCGUCCCAACGAAAUCGUAGAACUUCAGGCAUCUUGGUAAACAAAAGGUUCCAUGGACACUUUUCUUUUGAGUCUGCGCAAAGUAGCAAAGUGCUGCUUACUCGUACCCCAGGAGUCAGGACGAAAAUCAGUGAUGCAAGCAGUGAAACUUCCAGCGCAUAUUCAGUUUCCUCAAAAAGUUUGCUUCCACUCAUAGGGAGGGGGGCAAAUUUUAGUGCUAAUAAGGCACUCUGCUUUUAUUGUUCUUUGGCAGCAAAGAAUAGCAAUUCUUCAACCAGCGAGGGAGAUUUUGCUUGUCAGACAUGGCAGCCUCAAAUUAUGGAACCAGAAGCUAGAGAAUUCAAGACUACGCUGGAUACUACACUUCCCAUGGUGUCCCUGAUAGGACAGAGGAGUGCUCGCUCAAGAUAUGGCUUCAAGCAUAUGACUUACAUGCCCACUAUCACUGAUCUGCACCUAAGGAGGUACUGUCCUGCUAGAUGACAUGCUGAUGAAUGUCAGCAGCAAAGGAGGUUUGCAUGGGUUUAAAUACACAGCACAACUCUGCAGUU
Molecule: messenger RNA, 2126 nt
Organism: Lacerta agilis (Sand lizard)
Lineage: Eukaryota; Metazoa; Chordata; Lepidosauria; Squamata; Lacertidae
Gene: LMNTD2
Product: lamin tail domain containing 2
Exons: 14
Coding region: 1-2058 (685 amino acids)
Biological process (GO): chromatin organization
Cellular component (GO): lamin filament
Molecular function (GO): structural constituent of chromatin
Source: RefSeq, a predicted model, not a curated record